CGCAGUACCCAACGAGACCUUUUGGGAAACAGGUGUGUACGAAUUCGUGUCAAGAUGUCGCAGUCAAACGGAAUAGUUAAUCCAAAUGAGCAUUUGAGCAUACCCGAAUGGAUAACUGAAAACUAUUUCAAGACAGUCCUCGAAAAGGACGAACCGGACCACGUAAAGGUACUGAAAUUUACACCUGUGGCAGCUAUACCACCUGGCGAAAACUUCACCUCCAUAAUGCUGCGCAUAUACAUUGACCUCGAAAUGAAAGAUGGCAGCACAAAGACAAAAACCUAUGUAUUCAAGACUAUGCUACCGAACGAGCAGGGCGGAGCUGAUAUUAAUGCAUUGGGGAUCUUCCCAAAGGAGCAAACGAUGUACAAGACAUAUCUGCCCGCUUUCGAGGCACUCUAUAAGGCAGCCGGCGAGGACAUUCAAAUAGCGCCCAAGUGUCUGCACACAGAGCAGCGCGAGGGAUUGAUUCACUUUAUAUUUGAAGAUCUGAGUACCAGGAAAUUCCAGAAUGUGGAUCGCUUGAAUGGCCUGGACAUGGCUCACAUGACAAGAGCCUUACGCAAGCUGGCCGAGUUCCAUGCAGCCAGCGCUGUUUAUGAGGAACAAAACGGUCCCUUUCCAAAUGAUUUUUUGGAGGGAUUUGUUUCACUUAAAACUGAAAAUUUCGCAAAGGAAGCCUAUAAACUGCGAGGGACAGCCUUUAAAAAGUCUAUGGAGACAUGGGGUAUGAAGGAUGCCGAAAAAUAUAUUAAAAACUUUCCCUCUCUUGAUGAUUAUUGGGCCAUGUCCCUAAGCACUCUGGACGUUGAUCCUCUGGAUUUUAAUACAUUAACCCACGGUGAUUUCUGGUCAAGUAAUUUUAUGUGCAACUAUUUACCAGAUGGAACAUUGGAUCAACUAAUUCUGGUUGAUUUCCAAAUCUGCAAAUGGGGAAAUCCGGCAAUAGAUCUUUUAUUUUUCAUCACAUUAUCCGCUGCCAAAGAUAUACGCAUCAAGGAAUUCGAUAAUUUCAUCUACAUCUAUUGGGAGCGAUUGGUAGAGUGUCUAAAGCUCUUGAAGUAUCAAAAGCCAUUACCCAAGUUGAGAGAACUGCAUACAUCCCUCUAUAAGAAGCAGAACUCGUUCUAUGCCUUCUUUGCUGUCUUCAGUCAUCUACCUAUUAUUAUGUUUCCCAGUGAUAAGGACUCCAAUCUACAUAACGUGAUGGGCGAAACCGAAGAGGGCGAAAAAUUACGACUACGUCUUACCUCCAAUCCUACUUAUGGUGAAGUCAUGAAGGACUUGUAUCCAUUUUUCUACCAUCGCGGAUUGUUCAAUUUUGACGAUUACAAAACGGAAUAACGUCCAAUAAAAAAUACAUAUUUUAGACAAUAAU
Molecule: messenger RNA, 1378 nt
Organism: Drosophila arizonae
Lineage: Eukaryota; Metazoa; Arthropoda; Insecta; Diptera; Drosophilidae
Source: RefSeq, a predicted model, not a curated record